Molecule: messenger RNA, 2095 nt
Organism: Cicer arietinum (chickpea)
Lineage: Eukaryota; Viridiplantae; Streptophyta; Magnoliopsida; Fabales; Fabaceae
Source: RefSeq, a predicted model, not a curated record
GAGUUUCGAAAAAUUGUUUUGAAACAAAAGAUAUUAUUGGGUUGAGUCCCCACUAGAUCACUCUCUUUAAAAUAUUUCGCGGCACAACCCAUAAUUGUGUAAGAUAGACUCUUAACCCACACUGUCCCAGAUAAAACGGUACAAUUACACUAUCUAUGGCUGUUAAGGCCAAUCAAUAAAUUUUGAAGAUGAAGCCACAAAAAACUCACGAGAAGAAGUGGAACCAAAAGGAGGACAUGGUCAAUAUAAAAAAUAAAAAAACGUCAUAAUUUUUUUUUAAGAUUUUAAAAAAUAAUACACCACAUAAUCCAAGACUCGACUCAGCCAGACAGAUGUCGCACGUGUUGGGGAUACGUAGGACUUCUUCAUUUUGUCAAUUCAAACAACACCUCUAAAUUUCAACACUUAGUGUUUAAGUGCUAACAAUUUUGUUCAUGUGGUUUUGUAGGUAAUCAUGGAUUCAAAUGAUGCAAAUGUGGAUGGUACAGAAAAACAAAUUCCAGAAGGGAAAAAAGCAGUUGGAGAAAGAGAUGUGAUUAGCACAUUACAUGAGAGCAUUCUUGGUCACAUCCUAUCUUUCCUUCCAAUCACAGAGGCGGUUCGCACGAGUGUCUUAUCAAGAAGGUGGAUUGAUGUUUGGACAUGGAUAACCAGUCUACAGUUUGAUGAUAAUUUGAUUUAUUCUGAGAAGAAGAUGGAAAAAGAUCAGUUUGAAAAUUUUGUAGAAAAAGUGUUUCUUCACUUUACUAAUUCAAGCAUAAAAAGUUUCUCUCUUUUGUUAACUUGUUAUCAAUAUGACGCAUCCCUGAUAAAUGCAUGGAUCUCUUUUAUCUUGGAACGAAGAGUUCAGAAGCUUCAUAUUCAGUAUGUGGAUAAAGUUUUCCUUUCUUCAAAUUCACUCUUUAGCUGCAAUUCUCUAGUAGAAUUGGUUCUUCAAGGGAGAUGUAAUCUUAGUUUUCCUACAUCUGUUUGUCUUCCAAAUCUUCAAAACAUUAGCAUUUAUGGGAUUAAGUUAGUGAGUGAUUCCUCUAAUUAUUCAAAAGAUAUAACUCUUAGUUUCCCAGUUCUCAAAGUGUUUGAAGCUAGAGGGUGUGAGUGGUCAACCAUGCACAACAUUAGUUUACAAGUACCUCUUCUUGAGAGGUUUUCCUUAACAAUAUGGAACCAUCAUUCAAAUGAAUCAUAUAAAGAUUCCAUCAAGGUUAAUAGUCUGCAACUAACCGAUUUCUAUUAUGAGGGUGAUCUCGAACAAGACAUCAUUCUAAAUGAUUUGUCAUCGAUUCAUAAUGCUUCUGUUGUGCUUGUUAUUGAUGAAGACAAAAAGGACAGAAUAAAAAAAGUUGGGUUUCAAACACAUAUGCUUCUUAGGCAAAUCUGUGAAGUGGAACGACUGAAAUUAUUGUUUUACAAGGUUUUAAGGCAUGCUAAUGAUAUUUUCACCAAUCUGCCUACCUUUAAAAGGUUGACUUAUCUGCAUUUAAAUGAGGUCACUGGUGAAGCUUUGUUGCAGUUACUCCACAAUUCACCAAUUCUUCAUACUCUUGGUUUACUUAAUGGAGUAUCAGAUUUAAAUAAAGAUGUCUUAACUUCUGCAAUGGUGCCUAAAUGCUUUUUGUCAAGCUUCAAAGUGUUUCAGUUUAAAGGUUUUAAUGCAAACGAGCAUGAUCUUUCUCUAGUAAAAUUUGUGAUGGAAAAUGCAGCAAUCAUGGAGAAGAUGACCAUAUAUCUUGCUUUUUGGUUGCGAUAUACAGAUAUAAACAAGGAAAGAGUUAAAGAGGAGAUAUUGUCCUUACCAAAGUGUUCUAGCUUUUGCAUUACAGAAAUUUCUGAUAUUAGUAGUUCCUGAAGAUUUCCCAAUAGAAUUAUCUGUUUAAGGUAUCUAGUUUUAGUGUAUUGCUUUACUACAUUAUAACAAAGCAAAAUAUAAGAGGUUUCUAUUAGAAUAUAAUUUAUAAUGUUACCGUAUCUUGUUUAAUAUUGAAAUGAUAAGUUUACUAAUAAUUGAAUUGUAUUUUGUUGAAAAUGGUACGUAGUUCUAGGGGUAGCAACUCUCUAAUCUUGAAUCAUAAUAGAAAUGUAUUCUAGUUGAUCUGCA